This is a messenger RNA of Phodopus roborovskii (desert hamster), 514 nucleotides long. RefSeq names its product spindle and kinetochore-associated protein 2. Gene Ontology annotation, cellular component: outer kinetochore; spindle microtubule. The coding region runs from base 38 to 514 and encodes 158 amino acids. Gene Ontology annotation, biological process: chromosome segregation; mitotic cell cycle; cell division. The transcript has a single exon. Gene Ontology annotation, molecular function: microtubule binding. The record is from RefSeq and is a predicted model, not a curated record. NCBI's taxonomy places the organism in Eukaryota, Metazoa, Chordata, Mammalia, Rodentia, Cricetidae.
AGCACCUCUGCGGUCUGAGGAAUGUCAACUAUUCAACAUGGAGGCGGAGGUCGAUAAGCUGGAACUGAUGUUCCAGAAAACUGAUUCUGAUUUGGAUUACAUUCAGUAUAGGCUGGAAUAUGAAAUCAAGACUAAUCACCCAGAUUCAGCAGGAGAGAAAAAUGCAGUUACAAUUUUAAAGGAAUUUUCAGUAAUAAAGUCUCAAUAUAAAGCUUUGUCUGCACGCUUUAAGCCAAUUUCUAUUGAGCAAAAAGAAAACAAGAGCCGCAUUUGUGCUUCUCUGAGCAAGACAAUGACCAUGAUCCAAGAACUAGAAAAGCAGACAGACCUGGAGCUAACUCUUCUGACUGAAGAAGAGAAAGCUGUUACAGAGCAGUUAAAAUCUCACAUGCCGUACUUAAAAAGACAUGAGAUUUUAAAAAGGAACUCUAAUGGAGCAAAGAGCAAUUCAAAAGACAUUCAGCGUGAUGCCCUAUUGAUGUCAUUAAUCUAUCAAGGGAUUGGAAGCUGCUAA